This is a messenger RNA of Paramisgurnus dabryanus, 5373 nucleotides long. RefSeq names its product guanine nucleotide binding protein (G protein), beta polypeptide 1-like (gene gnb1l). Gene Ontology annotation, molecular function: protein binding. NCBI's taxonomy places the organism in Eukaryota, Metazoa, Chordata, Actinopteri, Cypriniformes, Cobitidae. The record is from RefSeq and is a predicted model, not a curated record.
AGUUCACUGUCGCGUGCUUUGAUUUCAACCCUCUGCGGCGCGUAGCCGUCCAUGCAGGUUUUCUGAAGCCAUACAGUUGUUUGAUAAACAGACAGAAGUAUCUCACACAGGAUACGGACCGUUGAUGUAGCUCACUGAGGUGUUACCGUGGCGAUGGCUCGGCCUCCUCCGGACCCUCUGUACAUCUUGAGGGGUUCAGGGGCUGCAGUGAACACCCUGCACUUCUGCUGUGAUGUACAGGGACCUCCGCUGUUGUACUCUGGGUCUGGUAAAGGAGCAAUCCAUGUCUGGAAUCUGACCACAAGAAGACCAGUGCGUGUUCUAGAAAGCCAUGCUGGCCACUCUGUAAUCUGGCUGCACGCUUUUAAAGACAGCAGUAGUCUUAUCAGUCAGGGUCGAGACAUGCGUGUGUGCGUGUGGGAUCUGUCUGAAGGCCGCGGGACAGUGAUGGAUUCGCUCUUCACGGGCAGUGUAGGCUUCUGUCAGUGCUCUCUGCUGGAGACCCAACUGGGAACCACUUUACUGGCUCACCCCACAGAACACAUGGAUGAGGUGAAUGUGGUGGAGAUGAAAAACUGGACUCAGGUGUGCACUCUGAAACCAGAUCUUAAACUGGGAAUGCUCAUGUGCAUGAAGAUGUGGCAGGCAGAGUCUGGUCCUGUUCUCUGUGCUGGUUAUGAAGAUGGCUCUGUGGUAUUAUGGGAUGUUUCCCAUCGCCGUCCAUUCAGCCAUCUGAAGCCACAUUCUGAGCCGGUGAUGUGUCUAGAUGUUGACAUAUGCGGCAAAAAAGGCAUUUCAGCAUCUUCAGACGACAUCAUUCACUCCUGGACAGUUGACCCACAGCAAAACCUUCAGAUGCACAACUCCGUUCAGCUGACCAAUCCUGGAGUCUCCCAGCUGAAAAUCCGUGCGGAUGGCAGGAUCCUAGCGACAGCUGGAUGGGACAACAACAUUAGAGUUUUUGGUCGGAAGAAACUGAAGCCACUGGCUGUUUUGCAACAUCACACAGACAUGGUGAAUAGUGUGGCCUUCUCCGACCAUAAGGACCCACCACAGAGACUUCUGGCCGCAGGGUCCAAGGACCAACGGAUCACAGUGUGGUCUAUAUAUAGCGAAAGCUGAGGCCAGGUUUGAAAGACAAGGCCCUCUUUACCUUUUUCAUCAAGCUGAUUUUUGCAAAUUACUCUGACUUUAUUUACAUGCUUGAAUCUGGCGCUAAUAUAUUUCGCUUUGAAGGAAAGCGCUCCAAACACCAAUUAGCGUCUCAGUGCCGUUCAGAGGCGGACCUACAACACGGCAGGACGUGGACCAUUAACAGGACUUGACAGGCUAUGUUUCAACCUAUAGAAACAAGCUUGGUUUGAGAAAUUCCCACAUUGGGAAUCAAACAAAAGGAACUAAACUAAACACACUCCAUCAUCGUGUUUGGAUGCAACAAUAGCUUAUAUUUAAAUAUGUUUCAUUGUAGACGCUCACAUGUGUUUGCUUUCCUCCGAGGAGUAGAUGCGUAUUUGCUCUCGAAGUCGCACCUGAGCGGCGAUAUAAUCCACGGCUGUUUUUCUAAAUCUGUCUCAGAGUUUAAGGUUGCCCUUUGGAGUGACCUGUAUACAUCACGCAGGGUUAAUCACAAGGGCUCAGGCAACACAGACAGGCCUGUUUGUUAGAAAGAUAUAUUGAGCGAGUUUUGUUCUUUCCUUUAAGCACACGAGCUGAUGAAGGAGCAUGGACAAGGAUGACCUCUAUGUUGGGAAAUAGCUAAAAGACAAACCAUUAAUUUUUGAAUAUGUUGCUUUUGCAAAAGCUGGGAUUUUUAGUAAAGAGGUUUGAAUGAUUUAUUUAUGCAUUCGUCAGAAGCUUUUAUACGAAGCGAGUUAUUUCUUUCAAGCUAUACUUUUUUAUGUGUGUUUCCUGGGAUUUUAAACGCUCAACGUUUGGCAAUGCAAAUGUAAUGCUGAACUACAGGAAAACGUUGUUCUUUUUUAGGUAAUAACUUUUUAGAUUUUUAGGAACUCAUUGUGACUUUAUAUAAAACAACCCUAAUCAUUAGCGGACAUGCAGGUAGCUUUUUUGUCAGUAUAUACGGUUUAAUAGCCUUUUAUGGCACUUGGUUAAGUAGGUUUUAUGCAUCUCAGCUUUGUCGGUAGGACAUCAAACAGCUAACAGCCGUUCCGUCGCAUAAAGCAUAUGUCUCUAGGGACGUACCCAGACUGGAAUAUCUCAUCAGACAGUACAGGAAACUUGGGGAACAUGGAGGCCAUCCUUUUAAAGGAAAAACAACAGCGGGCGAGUCGCCGGCCAGAGAGGAAGACAAAACAUUUCAUUUCACAGUCUGCGUGGUGAUCAUUAGCUCGCCCUUUGUCAUUUGCGGACCCUCACGUACCUUUGUCCGUGACCUCUGUUAAGCUUGUCCGAUUGAUAAUCACUUCCUAUUUGUGUAGGCCUGAUGGGACGGGGGCAGGGUACAACAAAGCCCAAAGCGGGGUCCCUUCCAUCCGUUCCGUGCAUAAGCCCAUAAAUGCUAGAGAUCGUACCUCCCAAGUUAAUAAUAGAUCACUUAAGAAGUCAAUAUAAGCAGAACCUCGACACGGGCCACUGACAAAAACCUGCGGCUCAGAGAACAACAGACAUGCGCCUGUGUACCGCACGAGGGGUCAGAGGUCAUCGGACCAUUCUACUCCAGCUUAAACAAACUUUCAGUCACCCACAAUGGUCUCUGUAUGGUGUGUGUUGCUAGAUGCAAAGAUACCCUUGGGUCUCUUUGGUUAGACCAGGAAAAUAGAUUUUUGCUUUUGGAAACGAAUAAUAAUCCUUGGUAAUCAUCACAGGCUGAGGAAAUUGCACUUGGAAGGAGAGAAAGUUCAAACUGGAUGCAUUACAGUAAAAUGUUUAAACGUUGCCAAGAUAAUUUAAAAUAAAACCGUGUUUUGUGAGAUAAGCUUCCCCUGCUGAUAAAAACAAUAGAAUACACAGCAGAAAUGAUAUGUGUUUAAUGCUUAUAAUGGGAAUUGUACUGGUUUUAAUGGUCUCUACAACAGCAAUUGUUCUAUAAUAAGACUGAAACGCACUAUAUAAAGGAUAAUGAUUUUAAUGGUAAACAGCAAAUGUUUCAUAAUGGUAUUUGUAAUGGAAACCAUUAGAAUCGCUGUUGUUUUUCAGCAUGGUUAUGAUUUGUUUUCAUAUUUUGUGAUGACAAAUGAAGCACAAAUUCCAUUUCGUUGAAACACAGGCAGUAGGUAAACAUCUUUGCAGUUUUUUUUUUUUUUUUUUGAAGAUCUGUCUUUGAAUGUGCAAGAGAGAGAAAUGUACACAAACGAUAGGCUUGUCACAACAGAUGUUCAGAUGCGACCAUGUGUCUCUCAUAUCCUGCGCGCUUUAGUUUAAUGUCUGGUAAUGUAUAUCCUUCCUUACAUGAUUGUAGAUUUUAAUAUUUAUUAUUUUGCUUCCACAUUUGUCCAAAAAAAGUUUUUUGUACCUUUUUUUCAAGUUGUGGCUGGCAUUAGUAGGCUGCGUACACACUAUACGGAGACCGCGUCUUUUUGUAUUAUGGAUUAUUCAAAUAGUUUUAAUUUUUACUUUAAUAUUAUUAUUAUUUUAAGCAUUUUUCUUAAUUACUCUCUAAAAUGGUAAAAGUGAUUAAAAUAAAUAAUUAUAAAUGUAGUAUAAGACGCUGUAAUUGGGUUAAGUUAAAAAGUGUUGUAUAUAAUUAAACAAAUGAUUUAUUAGAUAUAUUUUAAUCCACAUCAUCCAGAAGCUAAAUAAUAUUUUAUAAUUUAAAAAAUUAUAUUUUGCGUAGUUAUAAUACAUCUGUGGUUUUGCCUUAAACAUUCUUUGACUAGUUAACAAAAGAUAACAUAAAUAAGUAAAGCAAUGCCCAUUAAUUGCUGUGAACCCGCUAUUUUAACUUUUAAACCGAGUAGAAAUAAUGUCAAAAUGUCAAACGUUUUUAAAUGUUACAUUUUAUUAAUAUACGUUCCGUAAUUUGCGUUGUUAAUACAUAAUGCAUAGUUUUAAAAAUGAUUAUACACAAAGCAAACAUUUCGUCUUAAAAAUAUAUAUAUUUUCUACCUUUGAACAACCAUAAUUCCGUAAAUAUUUUUGAGUAUAAGUCAAAUAAGUGUUGACAUUAUUUUGUGGCCUUGAAAUGCCGAACAGACCAAUGUAUCUUGCACAUAAUAACUCAAAUAUGUCACCGUAUUUGCCUAUAUUUUCAAGGCGCAGGUAUUUCCUUUGAGAUCAAACUGUAUCCGAAUGCGCACGCAAAACUUCUCACGCAUCGCUUUGAACUUUAAAGUCGGAUGCAUUUUUUGGGACAUUCGGCCAUAAAUAAUGAGCAUUUAUUUAAGAAGCGGUCAGUUGUGGAAACAGUCAUCAAUCGUCAUGUAUGGAUGCAGGUAUACAGGUUGGGCCCCAUGCGUCGGUCCACAUCAAGGCGAAGCGGCACGAGAGAAAACACAGAUGGGCAGACCCCAGACGGAAGAGUCAUGGGUCCGGGUGUCCUCGUCUUCCUGACGGGCCAAACUCAUUACCUCCAACCGGGAACAGGCUCACGCGAGGGGAGGCCCAAACCUCCAAACGGACUCUUCCUGCCCCAAAUGUACAAGGGCAGCAAAAUAACUUUUGCGUUUUAUUUGACAUUAGACGCAUUGUUAAAAGAUUAAUUGCGUUUUACCAUAAAGACAAGAUGAACAUUUCUGACAUCGCUAUGAAGUAUUGGCUACAAUGAACCACCAAAUACCUGUAUGAUUGGGGUAUUUAAAAGUAGUUAAAUAAUUAAAUAUGAAAUAAAAUAAAAGUAUUUAAUAAAAUACUUUUAAAAUACACUUAUUAACAAAUAUAACUUAUACGGCUAAAAUUAAAAUAGCAUAUUCUAUAUUUUCUUUUGUAUACAAUUUCGCCAUAAUUUAAUUUAUAAUACAAUUCCAGUUAAAAUGUAAUGUUGUAAAAUUACUUUUUCAAUUGCUAACACACCACACCGUCUAUAGCGCAAAAUUAUGUUAAAAAUAUAAGACAUAUGAGUCGGUCCUUAAAUAGCUGGAAACACUGCAAGGUUUAAUACUUCAGAGAGUCCUUAGCUGUCAGAGGUCAAAUGGUGUGCAAGCGUUGCUUUCCUCUUCCCAAAUCACAUUGUUAAGAAAAAGUGAAGUAGACAUUGCUGUACGCCCCUCGGCUCAUUUAACAUACCAGCAGGUCACAUAUAUUACAGUAUUCACAUUACAUUAUUGCAUAAGUAGCAACACAAAACAACUUCAUUUAUUUUAUGGUUUGUAAAUAUGAAUAUAGGAGGAUUUUACUUUUGUUGUUUUUUUUACAGAGCAAUUUUUGUUUAAUAUUUUUUCUCUGUGAAAUGUAUAGUCUUUAAUGAGCUAUGGCACU